AUGUUGGCGGCUCGAGGAUUCUUACAAUGCAUGGCCAACGCCUCCACCAUUAUGCGACGCACAGCUGUUCAAUGUGUCAAACGUAACGCCUCCACCGUCUCCACUGCUGCUGACAGCGCUAUCCCCAUGGAGCCCAGCUUGCCAUUCAUGUUCACCACCCGCAUGCCUCAGGUUCACGCUUCUCACUCGGUCACGGCAUACAUGUCAAACUUGCGCCCAUUUUCAGCACCUCCCGCUCCCUCUGUAGAAGAAGGCUUCCAAAUGACCAGUAUAUUGAGAAAGAGACGUUUGAAAAUGAACAAGCACAAGCACAAGAAGCUGAGGAAGAGGACAAGAGCUUUGAGAAAGAGAUUGGGCAAAUAG
This is a messenger RNA of Lichtheimia ornata, 363 nucleotides long. RefSeq lists its product as uncharacterized. Gene Ontology annotation, biological process: mRNA processing. Bases 1 to 363 code for a protein of 120 amino acids. The record is from RefSeq and is a predicted model, not a curated record. The transcript has 2 exons. Lineage: Eukaryota; Fungi; Mucoromycota; Mucoromycetes; Mucorales; Lichtheimiaceae.